Messenger RNA from Nicotiana tabacum (common tobacco), 1655 nucleotides. Its product is annotated as diaminopimelate epimerase, chloroplastic. Gene Ontology annotation, molecular function: diaminopimelate epimerase activity. Gene Ontology annotation, cellular component: cytoplasm; cytosol. Lineage: Eukaryota; Viridiplantae; Streptophyta; Magnoliopsida; Solanales; Solanaceae. The record is from RefSeq and is a predicted model, not a curated record.
UUAAAGCCGAAAUUAGAAGAAAGAAACGUUAAAAUGCUUCAGGCAGGAAACCUACAAUUUUGACUCUCACUCCAAUGGCCAUCGCCGCCGCAAUUACGGUGCCUCUCACAACUCCAAGGCGCCGUUCUCUUUCUUCUACUUCCGCUAAUCCCAUUCGAUUUUCUUCUCCUUUAACUGCACGACCGAAAAAUCUCAAAUUCACCGCCGGUAGAGGAACACAGUGCCCUAAUUUCCGCAUUUGCGCGGCAUCUUCAAUGAGAAUCAAAGCUCCGGAGAAAGGUUCACCAGAUUCUUUCCUUGAUCGUAAGGAAAGCGGAAUUCUUCACUUCGUCAAGUAUCACGGCCUCGGCAACGACUUCAUAUUGGUUGACAAUAGAGAUACAACAGAACCUAAGGUCAGUCCUGAUCAAGCUGUGAAACUAUGUGACAGAAACUUCGGGAUUGGUGCUGAUGGCGUGAUAUUUGCAAUGCCGGGUGUCAAUGGCACUGAUUAUACCAUGAGGAUCUUCAAUUCAGAUGGAAGUGAGCCAGAGAUGUGUGGUAAUGGAAUUCGAUGCCUUGCCAAAUUUAUAGCUGAGCUUGAGAACUCCCGUGGAAAGCGAAGUUUCACCAUACAUACAGGGGCUGGACUUAUUGUUCCUGAGAUUCAAGAAGAUGGAAAGGUUAGGGUUGACAUGGGUGAACCCAUUCUGAAGGCAUCAGAUGUGCCCACGAAACUACCCCCUAAUAAAGAUCAAUCUGUUGUUAAAGCAAGACUAGAUUUAGAUGGAAGUGCUUGGAACGUCACCUGUAUCAGCAUGGGAAAUCCUCAUUGUGUCACUUUUGGUACAUCACAAAACCAGGAUUUGCAAGUAGAUGAAUUGAAUUUAGCAGACAUUGGUCCAAAAUUUGAACAUCAUGUGAUGUUCCCUGCUCGCACUAACACAGAAUUUGUACAAGUCUUCUCCCCAACACACCUUAAAAUGCGUGUCUGGGAGCGUGGCGCAGGUGCGACACUAGCCUGCGGGACAGGAGCUUGUGCCGUAGUUGUUGCAGCAGUGCUUGAGGGUCGUGCUGCAAGGCGGUGUACUGUUGAUUUGCCUGGUGGGCCUCUGGACAUUGAGUGGAAUGAGAAAGACAACCAUAUAUACAUGACAGGGCCAGCAGAGGUAGUUUUCUAUGGGUCAGUUCCUCUUUAAGCCCUUGAAUGUAAGUUUAUUUUAACUUCAUACAUUCUGUAAGCUAUUUAAAUCUUUUAGAUUUCAUAAGUAAGCUCCAAAUGUUUGCCACUUUGUUGGAAAAUGAACGAAAUGCAGAAGACUGGAUCUUGGAUAACCAGAUUACUUUAAUUGUUGCCUCAAUUGAGCUUUUUCUUCUUUCCAUAUCCUUCUGCGGUGAUUUCUCAAAGAUGUAAACUUUUACUCUCUCCCAUUUAGUCAUUUUGAGGAGGCAGAGAAGUGCAUUAGUUUCAUAUUGGUCGAAGUUGUAUAAGGAUCAUUAUUGAAUGGAGCAGGCUAUUCUUCUCAUUGGGAUACUCACACUCAUAGAAUUAAUCGGUUGUCUUGAGGUUAGAGAAAUUACAUUAGGCAUAGACCUGUACAUACCACCUAGUUUACGCCAUCAAGUUGUAUCGUGUAAAGUAAUUAGCUGAAUUAAGAGGCUUUUUUAUUAUGUAA